Molecule: messenger RNA, 1594 nt
Organism: Coniophora puteana RWD-64-598 SS2
Lineage: Eukaryota; Fungi; Basidiomycota; Agaricomycetes; Boletales; Coniophoraceae
Exons: 4
Source: RefSeq, a predicted model, not a curated record
CUGCUAUGGAGAAUGGCGACAGCUCUCAUCAGAACGCGAACGCCAUUGCGGGGCCAUCCACGAUCACCCAAGACACUCCCAUGUUCUUUUUCCCUCCACAGCCAGGCGCUCCUCCCCCGCCAACCCACCUCCGAAGUACCCAUGAUCUCAUCACGCGCUUCAACCUCCUUGCCGCCUACGACAAGUACGUCCGCCAGCCCCCAGCAUCAGGCACCGGCGCCUCCGACGAAGCCACCGCCGACAAGGGCAAGGGCCGCGCUCCGUCGCCGACACCCGGUCCCGGUGCGGCCGCGGAGGACGAGCGCGACGGUGAGAAGAAGAAAAAGAACACCUACCGGCACCUCAUCAAGGGCGUCCCGGGCAAGCACUCGAUGAAGAAGGAUGACUACCUCACGACGAUCAUGCAGGUUCCGCCGAAGCAGCGCAUACCCAUCGUCGAGUUCGACGCUCACCAGCGCGAGGCGUUCACUGUCAGCCCCGAGGGCCUGAAAGGGUGGAAUGCGAGUGCUUUGAUAUUGGAAUCUGCGCAGGCGCGGGAAGAUAGGAAAAGACGCAAAGAGCUCAAAAAGCUGGCCAAAGCACAAGCACAAGGCCUCGCCCCGGGUGCUCCAAUGCAGGUAGAUACGCCCGGUGGCCCUCUGCAGGCACCUGGGACCAAUCUUCCACAGCCGCCACCAGAACCACAAAGUACCCGCCCUCGAAUGCCGUCCGUCCAGAUACCCCCAACACGUGUGAACGGGACGCCGACGCCGACGGGCGCACGACCACCACAGAGCGCUGUGCUUCCUCGGACGAGCACACCUCUAUCGGCAGCACCAGGGCAGCGGGGGACGAAGCGGGCAAUGGACGACGGUGGAGGGGGCACGCCGCUGUCGCAGGUCGUGUCGAACGGGCCCAUUAUGGCUGCGUCCGCGAACGGCGUGGACAUGGGUGUGGGCAUGGGUGGGGGAGUGGGAGGCAGCGGAAAAGCGAUCGUUGGGCCGGGGGGAGUGCGUGCGCGGCCGAUGAAGAAACAACGGAUGGUGAGCGAUCGUCAUCAGCUAUAAUUGGCUUUCACAUAAGCUCCGGAUCCACCCCACCCCACCUUUUCUCCCCUCCCGCUUUGGUGUUGCUGGUGAUGCGUUGUUACGCUGGUUUUUGUCGUUAUGAAUUCAAGGGAUUUGGGUCUGAAUGUUGAUUGGUUCUGUAGGACUCGCAAGGUCAUGCCAUCCCGGUGCAGCAGCCUACACCUCAAGGUGCAUGAAGACGCAUUUUCUAACGGGAUUCUGGUUUCGCCUCCCUUUUAUUCCUCUCGUGGGUGGGCAUAUCCGACACUUCGUCGCUUUUGUUCGAACAUCGCCGCCGAAAAGCAGCCACAUGUUGCUCGAAAGAGUUUACGGCGCGCAUUUUUGCUUUUUGCCAAAUAAGACGGCGUGUACGACGAGAAGCACACCAUACAGGCUAGACUCAAGCGCCCCUUCGUCCUCGAGCACCGCCGUCUUGUGCCGCUUUUUAACAUCUUAUUUUUCGCCUUAAUAUAUUGAGAUACCAUUCACAUUGCAUCAUCGUCCAACACACACAUCUUGCCCCCUAUACACUAUCCAUUCAUCCCCAC